UCUUAUUAUAUUGAAGAAUAAUUCCAAUUUCAUACAAAUCCAUUCAACGAAGAAAAAGGAAAUUGACAAAAAGGGUCUGCAAGAAAAUGGAUUCAAUUUGUCCAAAGUAUGCGUUGUGAUCAGGCAAAAGAUCAAACUCUAAAGUCUAUAUAAAAAACUGCAUAGAUUUUAAACGAAAAAUUAACGAGAAGUACAAAUACCAUUAUGGUAAUCGAUUAAUAAUGCAUAUUUAUGUAUUGUGUUAGCUAUAGUAUCUUUACCAGAACAGUUUAAAACAAUUCUAUCCAAAAAAAUCAUCUAUCAACUCUGGUUCUAGCAUAGUCAAGUAUAGAGAGAGUGUUGGCUCGGGAGAAAAAAAUGGAUAUAUUAGAUACAAUAGUUAAUUGAUAUUGCAAAUUAAGGGGUCUGAUUGAUACUAAUGUAUUUUAAUUUAUGAAAAAUUUCAAAGAAUAAUAUUGUAUCGUGAAUGAUUGAAAAGGUUAACAAAAACUAUUUUAUCAUGCGCAUUUUUUUUUAAAGUGGAUCCGCCUCGAAUGAAAUUCUGACUAUGCCCCCGAAUCGUGUAAGCUUUUCUACAAGGGAAUAGUUGGAUGUUGCAGUCACGCACACACUAUUCAUGAAUGCACAUCUAACUAUAUAGCAGCGGCAGAUCUAGGAGGGGUCGCCCCCGGGCCACGGCCUAGCCCUACCCGGAUCCAAAGCUCGUAUAGUCUUUGUAAAUUUUCGAUUUUGAGUAUAUAUUUCAAUGUUUAUAGGGUUACAGCCCAGUCUCCUCCACCACUUUUGAAAUGCGGCCCAGUGAACUAACCUGUUCUGGAUUCGCCGCUGCUAUAUAGUAAUUAUAUACGCACUACUACCAAUCAAAAGAGAUACAUACGAUACCUCAUGCAUAACAGAAUGGUACAUAUAUAGAUGCAUCUAAUGCAUAACAUAAUUUUGUGGUCAAACGAGACGGAGGACGACAAGGCGGAGUGGGUUUUGGCGGUGCUACUGCCUACUGCAGCUACACCUACUUCUUCACGCAGUAACUGGUCACAGGGAAGGGGGAGCUAGGAGUCGUCGGUAUGGAGAAAGCUGGGGAAAUACGGUUUGGACUUUCGGGUGGGGCUAAGCGUAGAGGUAGCUUAAAGAAGCAAGCAAUCAAGCUGGGAAAUGGUGGUGACGAUCGAAGCAAAACAACGAUUGAGCAGCUGGUUGCUCGAUCUCCUUCCGAGGCUGAUUGAUAUAUGUUUCUGUUGGUUGCAGCAGUUAAUUAGGAGGAAUGGGCGGUACGUGCACAUGCUUAUAUAUGGUGCGCAGUAUAUGUAGAAAUCUGCAGUCACUAUCUUUACCCUGUCACUUUCUUUGUGUUUAACUUGGCUUUCUUGCUUCACCGUCCAUACUCCGAAUCUGCUUGCCUGCAGUCCACAUCCACUGUUGCAGGCUGUAGCAGAAAGAAGAAAGAAAGUUGUUAAGCAGAUAACAGCCUGGUUAGAAUACAAGUUUCGUCUUUCCACCGAUCGAAAAAUAAACAAGAUUUUAGAAGUUUGGGGGACAACAGCAACAUCAUCACUCAGAAGCAGGCAAACUGGAAAGGGUUUGUCAAAAAGAGGAUUCUCGCCGUCUGUGGGGAUCGAAGCCACGACCACGUGGUUAAAAGCCACGCGCUCUACCACUGAGCUAAGAAGGCUUCUGUUUACUUCAUCGAAUUGAUGCUACUUGUAAUUUAAGUUUCAAAAAGCUGAUUAUGAUUCGUGAUAAUAUAUUUAGGAGACCAUUCUAUUCUAAUACAGUGGAAUUUUACUUCACUCAAAACCUUUUUUUAACGUAAAAAUAAAGCAAAAACUUAUUAAGUUCUCCUAACGAUAUAAUAUCAAUGAUUUUUAUCGUGUCAACAUAACAUAUCAUCUAAUUAAGUAGAUGCCAAUAAUUAUGUCUGUUGGAUGCAUAUAUGUUCAUGUUUCGAUGAGUAACAUUGGAGGCCACUGACUACUGGUAUAAGAUGCCGGUUUCGAUAAUUUGAGUGUCAUAAUUUUACAUAGUGGCUAUCUUGUGGGAAGUGUAAAGCAGGGUUGAUUUUUUUUUUUUUUUUUGGACAAGUGGUACGUUUCAUGAGUUUAAUUUAUUAAAUUUUUUAUGAAUUUUGUUGCUGAAAAAUAAUAUUGAAUCCUGCAAAUUAAGUCUAAGAUAUCCAUAAACUCUUUCUUCAUGUAUUGAACCAUGUUAUAUAUGAUUUCCUAGAAGACGAAUGCGAACAAGGGGUAGCGAAAAAAUUUGAAACAUGUGUUACAAAAUAAAUUAUUUCUAUAGUCUAGUCCUUGAAGCCCGUUUAAAGAAUGGGCUUAUUUAGGUCAUAUCUUGGCCCAAAUAGAUAAUGAGUUUACAUUUUUAAACAAGAAAGAGCCCGGCCCGAGGAAAACUCUCAGCCCUCAGGGUCAGGGAGACAGGGACCCUGGCCUUUAAAAAGCAUUUUAUUUCAUUUCCCCCCAUUGAAUUGAAGGGUACAUUUGACAUUUUCCGCAAAAAAUAAACUUAUUAUUGAGAACAUUAUCACAUAUACCGAUAUAUCAAACAUUUUAAUACAUACUACGUUAGAUUUAUUAAUACAUGUAUAGUAUACAUGUAUUCACCACCACAUCUACAGUUCUAACUUAUAAGAGUGUGUUUAUAACUUGUCACUUGUACAAUCUAGAAACGAAUGUGUAUAUUUAAGCUAAGCGUAUGCAUGAAAAAUCGAAAAAUUAUGAUUUCAUGAAUUGGAGGAGCAUGUGUGGGUUGAUGAUUGAACCAAGUUCUAGUAAUAUUAUUAUGUGGCAAUUCAUUCACACAUCCUUUUAUUUUGUAUGAUACAUUGUCCUUCUAUUAAUUAGUACAUGCAUAUAAUUUAUAUUAAAAAAAAUGUUAAUUUGAUUGUUUUCUCUUAUCGUAUUUCUAUUUAAAUUCAAUCACAGAUGGAGAUCACCUACAAAAAUUUUGUAGUUAGCUUACUAGUAAUCUAAAAGAAAAUGUUGGUUAAUACCAUUGCUGCUGGACCAUUAAUCUUGUGCGUGGAGGUAGCAAACAACGUCUGUUGCUAGCGGGUUGCUGGCUGCUGAACCGGUACGCCAGGACCACCCUUCGUUCCUACAAAUUCCGCCAUUCCCUCGUGCUUUUUAGCUCUCUUUCCAUUUUGGCAGACAGAGAUUGAACAGGCCGUGGACCAUUCAUUCAAUUGAUUCCAAACACAUGAAUAUACCAAACGAGGGUCUACCUCCAAGAUAUUUGGGAGAAAGCUUGAAUCUUCCAUCCCACUCAUUCAUUCAUCUCCACGCUCUCAGGCCUUCCCCUUUCUCUCUAUCACUCACAUAUGGAUUCUCACUGCUUGUCUUCUUCUCCCCCUCCCUCUUUCCGUCUCAAAACACAUCAGAAUCUCAUUCUAGUUCCUCCUGCAUCGGCAGUCAGUUUGAGAAGCCACAAACCAAGAAUUUGCUACAAGUUUAGCGUCAUCUGUGGUUACUCAACUUCCACUUGCAAAUGGAGGCCAGAUCAGAAGAGAUGGAAUCUUACAACAAAGGGAAGCAAAAGCAAGGGUUCCAUAGAAACUAGUAGCGAUGGCCCAAUAGUGGUGGGAGCAGUGGAGAAGAAAGGAACCAUUGCUGGGGCAGUUGCUCUAAUAGUUGGCACAAGUAUUGGUUCAGGCAUUCUUGCUCUCCCCAUGAAAGCUUCCCCUGCUGGUAUCGUUCCGAGCUCCAUAACCAUGAUACUAUGCUGGGGGUUUCUGUUAAUUCAGGCAUUCUUGCUUGUGGAGGUCAAUGUGGGUUUAAGGAGAAAGGAAGGUAAAAUGGAAGUUGGGAAUGAGCUGGAGAUUAUUUCGAUUAGGACUAUGGCUCAAGAUACAUUGGGAGACUUGGGUGGAACUUUGGCAACCAUUACCUAUGUUUUCUUGGGCUAUACUUCCAUGGUUGCUUAUGCUUCCAAGUCUGGGGAGAUCCUGUUCCAUUUGCUGAAUCUCCCAGAAGCCAUUUCCGGCUGUGUUUUCACUGUUGUUUUCACAUUGCUGAUCUCCAUUGGCGGGGCUGCAACCACCGACCGAGUGAACCAAUGGCUCACUGCCUCCAUGAUUGGUUUGCUUCUUGCAAUUGAAGUGCUGUGUAUUGUGUUUGGGGGCUGGUCUGGAAUGAUUGAGGGAGGUGGGGAUUGGGGGAAAGUUUCAGACACAGUUCCUGUCAUGAUUUUCUCUCUAGUCUACCAUGAUCUUGCACCCGUUCUUUGUGCUUACUUGGGCGGUGAUCUUGCGAGAUUAAGGACUUCAAUUUUGAUUGGGAGCUUUGUUCCACUGCUGGCUUUACUUGUUUGGGAUGCAAUAGCACUUGGCCUUUCAGCUCAAGCUGAUCCAGCUGUUGACCCUAUUGAUUUACUUAUGAACGUGAGAUGGAGCGGAAUCCCCUUCAUGGUUCAGGCCUUCUCGUUGUUAGCAGUGGGAACAUCAUUGAUUGGUACCCUCCUUGGCUUCUCCGAGUUCUUCAAGGAGCAGCUUCGGAACCUCGCUUGGAAUAAAAUUUCAUCAUCCCAGGAUUCGCCGGAGAAAACAAUUGGGUUGAGAAGUUGGUGGGGAAGAAAUAGAACUAGCUUGACAGCAAUGACAAUGGCAGUAGCUCCCACGCUUGUUGUCUCAGCAGCAGUUCCUGAUGCAUUCUCUGCUGCUACUGAUAUUGCAGGAGGCUACUGCAUGGUCAUGUUGUAUGGAGUUCUUCCGCCGGCAAUGGCAUGGUCAGUACAUGUACAGAAGGGGAUGACAGCAACUACGAGAGUUGUACUUCUUGGUGCCGGCACCUGUGCUUGUGGGAUAGUGAUGGAUCAGUUCUUGCAGGAUUUCUCUGGCUUAUGGCAUAACUAGUGCUACUCUACUGACUACUGAGUGGAUUUAGAAAGAUCGAUGCAGUCAGCUACAACAGUUUAUUUCCAGAUCAUGUAUAUAAUGUAGAAAGUAAUUGGGAUAUCAGAUUUGACCCCCACGGAGAAGCUUCAUAUACAUAAUUAUCAUAAAAUUUUUGCAUGUCGUAGUGGUGAAUCAAAAUAAACACCACAUCACAACUCCCAGUGUCUUGCCCUCAGAAUGUUACACACCAGAAAGUUCCUGGAACAGAAUCAGGCCAACCAGGCAUCAAUCAAAAUCUAAUUCUCAAAGGUGGCAGCAUACCUCAGAAGCAUGUCUACAAUAUUCUGGCAGACUCUGUCUUCAGGUGACCGAUCUUCACCGCGGUUUUCAUGCUCCAGCUGCUUCACAUUAGCACCUGAGUCUCCACUGAUCUGUUUAUUUGCAGGAAGUGAUGCUAGUAAGAAUUUCUUGUGCACUACUGUACAUGGCAAACAAGUUAUUUCAUGGUGAGUUACCACCUCUGCCAGCAUUCUCUGGAAUUGAGCUUCCACGUGGGUGCAAAAUUCAGCAGCUGCUUGGCUUGUUUCAGCCCAACAAGCCCCAACCUUGCAAACUCACAAGUCAGAGGGGAACCCUAGAAAGGUACAAGUGCAAGGAAAAGAUCCAAACUUUGAAAGGCUCACCGUCAACUGUAAGACAGUAGGAGGCCGAUAACCAGGGAGCAGAAACACGGAAUGUCCUAGUCCAGUGUGCAAAGGAAGAAGCAGAGAGAGGCGGGGACUUACCAGAGGGACUAGUUGUAGUUCUUUUGGAUGCCAAGACAAGUGAAGAAGGAUUCUUGAUUCUAUUCUACCAGGGGGGAAAAGCUUUGAUCCAAAAACAGCGACUCUGUUUUUAGUUUUUACCCCCUGUGUAUGUGUUGUUGAAACGCGAAAGACGCCUCUGGGCUUAAAAUUUCUGUAAAAUUACUCGGAAGACCGUGUUGAAUGGGCUAACUUCUACGUUCAAAGGCCCAGCUUUCCCCGGACAGAAAAGCCCGAGUACCUCAAUACUGGGCCCAAUCUCGCUUUCUGCUAAUGUGCAAGUUCCUUGUGGUCGCUGGUCGGACCAAUUAAGUCAAUUUCAUUGAAAUAAUUCCCAUAUAUUUAGUUACAAACCUUUUGUUUUUCUUAAGCUUACUUGAAGGCCGAAUUAGUUCAAUUUUAGAUUUUGGGCAAACUAUUUACAAGAAUUUACUUGUACUUGAUUUCUGAUCAAUAACAAGUUUUGUAAAAGUUAAUUUUAUGAUAAAUUACAGAGAAAUCA
This is a messenger RNA of Linum trigynum, 6142 nucleotides long. The record is from the annotation of a GenBank genome assembly. Lineage: Eukaryota; Viridiplantae; Streptophyta; Magnoliopsida; Malpighiales; Linaceae.